This is a messenger RNA of Cyclopterus lumpus (lumpfish), 1282 nucleotides long. RefSeq names its product DNA-damage-inducible transcript 3 (gene ddit3). Gene Ontology annotation, cellular component: CHOP-ATF3 complex; cytoplasm; CHOP-ATF4 complex. The record is from RefSeq and is a predicted model, not a curated record. Gene Ontology annotation, biological process: intrinsic apoptotic signaling pathway in response to endoplasmic reticulum stress; positive regulation of intrinsic apoptotic signaling pathway; ER overload response. Gene Ontology annotation, molecular function: DNA-binding transcription activator activity, RNA polymerase II-specific; RNA polymerase II cis-regulatory region sequence-specific DNA binding; protein heterodimerization activity. The coding region runs from base 297 to 1241 and encodes 314 amino acids. Lineage: Eukaryota; Metazoa; Chordata; Actinopteri; Perciformes; Cyclopteridae. The transcript is spliced from 4 exons.
UUCCCAUGCAUAGUUCGGUUGGCCUCUCUCUCGAUAUAAACACCACCGGGAGUUUCCGAAAAAUCACAUUCAGCCGUGAAGACUGAACAAUGGUUAACAUGAGCUAUCACCAAUUUUUACUAAAAUAUCCACAUUCGAGUUCGAGACAGUCGAGAAGGCGAGCGAAUAAAAAAAAAAGGAACUGUUGGGACAAGCUAUCUCCAACAAAUUGGCAGACUUGAUUAACAGAGACUUUCUCAAAAGGUCCAGUGUGAACCGUGUGGCCGAGUACCUGUGUGUUGCGACUGACUGGCGAGAUGACUGCCGAGUGGCUACACCUACCCCCGCCAUACCCCCCUGGUGUGGGGCCGUUGUGUGGUGCAGAGUUGGAGGCGUGGUAUGAGGACCUGCAGGAUAUUCUUGGCUCCGACACGGGAGGGGCAAAACUGGCACGUGCCCCCACAUGCACCGAGAAAGAGCCAGAGUUUCUGGAUGUUCUGGAGAGUUGUUCUCUGACGUGGCUGACGGACGGAGGCCAGACGUGGGGCGAGGGUGUCCAGAGGACGAAAGAGGAGAUUCACAACCCCCAGCCUCUGCAUCACACCUCUUCCUCAUCCUCCUCUUCUUCUUCUUCCUCCUCCUGCAUGAGUCCAGCUGUUGCAGAAGAGCGGCAGACGGAGGCUGAGAGUAGGAGAAGGGGCGAUGGCUCGACAGGAGGCGGCAGUGAUCUGCUGCCUCCAGAGUUUUUCGAGUUGCUGAGUGAAGGAGGAGUGGGAAUGGUGGAUCCGAGUGGAGCGGUGAUCAGCGGAGGCUAUUAUUACCACCACCAUCAACACCACCAAGCUAAUAAUGUCCAUCCCGCAUCUCCCUCAGCCAGCGAGGAGGAACUCCCCUGUGUCCCAGAUUCUCCAUCCUGCUCCUCCUCAGCCUCCCAGUCGCCAUCUCAAACUUGUUCUUCUCCCUCCUCACCCGUCUCUUCACCCUCCGCCUAUACGUCCUCCUGCCUAGGAAAACGCAAGCGGACCACCAGCGAGAGGAGCAACAGUGCCUUGUCCUCUUUCGCCUCCUCCACACAGCACACAUCUUCAUCCUUCUCAGCAGCCAAAAAGAGUCGCAAAGAAAGAGAGCAGGACAACGAGAGGAAGGUACAGGAGCUGACGGAGCAGAACGAGCACUUGAAAGCAGAGAUUGACAGGCUGGGAGAGGAGGUACAGAGGACACGUAGAGCCCUGAUAGAGAGACUAGUUAACACCAGGAAAUGAGGAGAAAGUGAAAGACGGGAAUAAAAGAUGACAGGUCCUAA